CGCCGAUGAGGCGUAGGUUUGAGAAGGGUCGCCUUUGUCGAGCGUUAUAGCCACAAAAUAAACCAAGCCUGCGUGAGGAAUUCCAAAAACGAACGUGUAUAAUACUGUCCACGAACCUUGCAACCGAGCCCACUCACCAACUAUGAUGGCAAAACAAGGAUUUAUUAGGCCUCUGCCUCAGGCAUUAGUGCUUUUGCAAUACUUGCUGGCAGCAGGCGUGGUUUGCAUGAUUGGAGUCAGAAAAGGCGUUGGUGCCUUGACGCUGACAAGAGGUGGACCAGCAACACCGGACGAAUUUUACAACGUUUUCAUGGGCGGCACCCUAAACUUGACUUGCUACGUUUCGAAUCACCUAUGGGAACCGGUGAGGUGGGCCAAAUGCCACAAUUCUGAGUUAAGCUGGUUGACAGCAAAUUCAACUGUACUUCAAGAUUAUGCUAGACUCAGUAUUUCAGUUUUCCGGUAUAACAACAGUUACCGUGCUUACUCUAUUCAAAUUAUGAACAUUACAAGGUUCGAUCUUGGAUUUUACAAGUGUUGUGCGUGGUGGUGGCGGAUUUGGUGGUACGACGUGUGUGGCUAUGCGCACGUACAUGUAGAUGAACAGACAGAAAGCUUCCCGCGAGAAAAUCCAACGUGCUCCAAGACGCUCGAGUCACCCACGAAUAUUACCGUCUGGUGUGAGACGGUGCAAGACGUUCCCGGAGUCAACAUAUCCUGGACGAUUAAAGAAACAGGUGAGAAAAUAACAGCAAGAGGUUACCAUUCCCGAACGGAGCAGCAGCAACGGGUUGGCGCUUCGUUCCACCUCGAGCAGCGACUGUGGAAUCAGGUUCUUGUUUGUACCGUCACCAGCAGCGCAUUUCCCGGUUUGAACCGGAAAUGCUCCAUCGGUCCUUUCGACAGACCGACAUCAACCGCCGAGACACAGAACUCCUACGGGCCUAUAACUUUACAUGGUCACAAAGACAGACCCACCACACUACCCAGAUCCCUCCAAACGGCUGUGUUUAUGAAUAAUUCUGUGGACUCGCAGCUCCAGACAGUCCCAACGCCGCCCGACCCGACGAAAGGAUAUAAUAAUUCUGGGGCCAUAGCAGCUGGCGUAAUCAUUCCUGCACUCUUCGGACUGUCUUUUCUGAUACUUAUCAUAAGGCACAAGUGGCCCCGAAAGAACUGGGUACCCAAUGACGGCGCGUCCGGAAGAACUGCCACAAACGCAGGUUCCAACGACUUGGAGCUGCAUGAUGUAGUCGUUAUCCCGUAUGCAGUGACAACUCUACCAACGCCCGACAGUGAAACGACCAAAAGAUACUACCGCUCGGCUCACGAGGCAGCUUCAACGAGCGACGCGAAGACGCUAGCGUCCCCUUACGAGCGAAAUAAAGACACUCUGUGUAUGACUGAGGUUCAAGAGCAAGAUGGAGAACAAGGCUAGCAGAUGGUCUGGAGAAUGAGAUCAUGUCUGGAGACGUGCUGGUGGCUCACUGACCCGU
Molecule: messenger RNA, 1496 nt
Organism: Acanthaster planci (crown-of-thorns starfish)
Lineage: Eukaryota; Metazoa; Echinodermata; Asteroidea; Valvatida; Acanthasteridae
Source: RefSeq, a predicted model, not a curated record